GAAGGCCUGGGGUCCAUUCUGUGAAACUCUAUGUUGUCAGUCACGGGGACGAUCUCCAGGUGGGUAGCCGGUAUGGUGUUAACUAGCGGUCCGGUCGCCGAGUUCGCAGACGUGCGGAACCAGAGGUGCAGACUCGUUUUCCAGGAGGUCGCAAAGAGAAGCGCCACCCGGGCUGCUUCAAGCACUGUAGCGGUGCGCUUGCUUCCUGCAGUGUGCUCCUGCGGUCCGCGCUGAGUUCGAGUCUUCCCUGCGGGGUCGGGCUGCUGAGAGCGAGAAGAUGAAGGCGAAGGCCACCGCGUCGGUGCCCCAAGCGGGGCCUGCCGAGAAGCUCGCUCGGAAGAAAGCCAAGAAGAAGUUCAGAAAGAGGAAAGCGCAGGGAGGAAGCGGGGCUCCGGGAAGCCGCCCGCCAACUAUUGCAGGCCGACCGCCGAAGGCCCCAGAGAACUUUUCUCAGAAUUGGAAGGCGCUGCAAGAGCUGCUGAAACAAAAGUCACAGGCCCCAGAAAAACCUCUUGUCUCUCAGAAGGAUGGCAAAAUGCAUUCCCAGAUAAUCCAUCAGAACAAAAAAGAGACCUCAGAAAAGUCAAAGGGAGACAGAAAGAGAACAGAAAAAGACCAGACCACUAGGGGUUCUAUUACGUCUACAUCUAAGAAGGACAGGAAGAUACUAGUACCUCCCACAAAUACCUCUGGAACAGAACAGAAGAAAGGAGCCAAGAAGAGGACAUAUAGUGACAUCUCUUCUCAUCCAGGGGACACCAAGCAUAAGCGGAAAGCUAAGGAGGCAGCUGUCAUCUUGAAUCAGUCCACGCCUACUGAGGAAGACAUCUGGUUUGAUGAUGUGGAUCCAGAUGAUAUUGAAGCUGCCAUAGGCCCAGAGGCAGCCAUGCUGGUAUGGAAGCGGCUGGGGCAGAGCAAGAGUAACAUCACCCUGGAGAAGGAACAGGCCUUUAGCGGCCUGACAAAAGCCUUGGCCCUGGACUGUGAGAUGGUAGGCGUGGGCCCCAAGGGGGAAGAGAGCAUCGCAGCCCGUGUGUCCAUCGUGAACCAGUAUGGGAAGUGUGUUUACGACAAGUACGUCAAGCCAACUGAGCCCGUGACAGACUACAGGACAGCAGUCAGUGGGAUACGGCCUGAGAACCUGAAGCAGGGAGAAGAGUUUGAAGUUGUGAAGAAUGAAGUGGCAGAAAUAUUGAAGGGCAGAAUCCUGGUGGGGCAUGCGUUGCACAAUGAUUUAAAGGUACUCUUUCUUGAUCAUCCAAAAAAGAAAAUCAGGGACACUCAAAAAUUCAAACCUUUCAGGAGUCAAGUAAGGAGUGGAAGACCAUCUCUGAAACAACUUUGUGAGAAAAUUCUGGGGAUCAGGGUCCAGCAGGCAGAACACUGUUCAGUCCAGGAUGCCCAGGCAGCAAUGAGGCUGUACAUCAUGGCAAAACGGCAGUGGGAGAGCAUUACUGCAGACCGACGCCCCCCAGCCACCACGCCAAAACCCUGCAGCGAGUACGCUUAGCACCAGCCUACUACUGUCACCUCCUCUACAUCCUUCAGUGACUCCUCAAUGGCAGUUGGGAUGGGAUUAUGGAGGCCCAUCAGAUUUCUGCACAGCAGGGACUCACUCUGGUGAGCAGGGUGUGACAUGUGAGCUGCUGGAACUUCCUCCUCCUGGACUCUGCUACCAGGACCUGGUCCUGCACCUGUGUGUCGAGGUAGACUAGUCAGAUACCAGGACAGAAGUCUGGGUGUGGUGUAGGUUCAGAGGAAGGAGAGAUUGGAAUGGAUGAGUGUGCUGCAGUGUCUGUGUCUGCCAACCACCUGUACCAUCACUUAACACUGAGCACAGCUGCAUUCAGCCAGGGCACUCAGCAUCUUCUAAGGAGCAAGGAGUGUCGUCUCCUCUUGUGGGGAAGGGGAUAAGCACUGCUGGACCUAAGGGAUCCAAGGGCCUUCGGUCUGCUUCAAGCCAAUCUGGCCAACAUAGCAGCUGCCCAGUGAGGACUUUCUUAAAGCUACUUAGCUGGAGGUACUUUCUCCUAUGUUCCUUGCUUGGCUCAGUCAUCCAAUAUGCCAGCAUCCAAUAUGCUGUUCUCCAAAUAGUCCUUGGGUGAGACUUGGGGCCCAGGUACACCUGGAGGUAUAAGAUCCUACCACCCUGGUGCACUGCAAACAGAAAGGCAUCUGCCUGCUGUCUUCUAGCAACAGGUCCAGAGCGAGCAGUAGACUUUAUGGACCUACCUGACAACUCUCAGAAUGGAGCUGUGGACUGAGGUGUGACUCAGAGCACUUGUCCGCAGUGUGCAAGACCCUGUGCCCCAUUCCCAGCGCUGUCAAAAAUAAAUGGAUAAAUGGA
Arvicola amphibius (Eurasian water vole) is the source of this 2347-nucleotide messenger RNA. RefSeq names its product REX4 homolog, 3'-5' exonuclease (gene Rexo4). The record is from RefSeq and is a predicted model, not a curated record. Bases 278 to 1510 code for a protein of 410 amino acids. Gene Ontology annotation, molecular function: nucleic acid binding; 3'-5' exonuclease activity. NCBI's taxonomy places the organism in Eukaryota, Metazoa, Chordata, Mammalia, Rodentia, Cricetidae. The transcript is spliced from 8 exons. Gene Ontology annotation, biological process: DNA catabolic process; rRNA processing. Gene Ontology annotation, cellular component: nucleus.